This is a messenger RNA of Polistes canadensis, 2838 nucleotides long. RefSeq names its product aryl hydrocarbon receptor protein 1 (gene ss). Gene Ontology annotation, cellular component: nucleus; aryl hydrocarbon receptor complex. The transcript is spliced from 11 exons. The record is from RefSeq and is a predicted model, not a curated record. Gene Ontology annotation, biological process: regulation of transcription by RNA polymerase II. Gene Ontology annotation, molecular function: nuclear receptor activity; transcription cis-regulatory region binding; protein dimerization activity. The coding region runs from base 1 to 2838 and encodes 945 amino acids. NCBI's taxonomy places the organism in Eukaryota, Metazoa, Arthropoda, Insecta, Hymenoptera, Vespidae.
AUGACGCCAACGUCAGCACCUGUGCCGACCCCGACCUCGGCCUCGGGUCCUAACAAUCCUGUUGCCAUGAGUCAACUCGGGACUGUCUAUGCUACUAAAAGAAGACGAAGAAACGGCAAAAGUUUAAAACCACCUCAAAAGGAUGGCGUGACGAAGUCUAAUCCGAGUAAACGACACAGAGAACGUUUGAACGCCGAACUGGAUACAUUGGCAUCUUUACUUCCGUUCGAACAAAAUAUUCUAAGCAAACUCGAUCGUCUCAGUAUCCUCAGGCUCAGCGUCAGUUAUCUUCGCACCAAAAGUUACUUCCAAGUGGUGAUGCACAAGGAUAAAGAAGAAAAUUCGCAUCAUGAUUCGCAUUACCGUGCACGUGAAUUGGCUGCCCUAGCUGCGUACGAUCAUCAUCACCUUGACGGUGAAAUGUUCCUACAGGCACUGAACGGUUUUCUGCUGAUAUUAACCUGCGACGGGGAGGUUUUCUUCGCUACCCACAGCAUAGAAAGUUACCUUGGCUUUCAUCAGUCGGACAUCGUUCAUCAGAGCGUUUACGAGUUGGUACAUAGCGAAGAUAGAGAAGAAUUACAAAGACAAUUAAUGUGGAAUUCAUUUUUACCUGCUGAAAAUGCAAGCCUCCCUCUUCACGAUGCACUAUCACCUCAACAUAGUCAUCUUCUCGAACGCAGUUUUACCGUCCGCUUCCGUUGCCUUUUGGACAAUACGUCGGGAUUUUUGCGCUUGGAUAUCAGGGGACGAGUUAAGGUACUCCAUGGACAAAAUAAAAAAACCGAACAACCGCCAUUGGCUUUGUUUGCCUUGUGUAUACCAUUCGGGCCGCCCUCGCUUUUGGAAGUACCACAGAAGGAAGUCAUGUUUAAGAGCAAACACAAAUUAGACCUCGGCUUGGUAUCGAUGGAUCAACGAGGAAAAAUGCUUUUAGGAUAUACGGACGUUGAACUUGCCAAUCUGGGUGGUUACGAUCUCGUUCAUUACGAUGAUUUGGCCUACGUAGCUAGUGCGCACCAAGAAUUAUUAAAAACGGGAGCAUCCGGUAUGAUAGCAUACAGAUUCCAAACGAAAGACGGUGGAUGGCAAUGGUUGCAGACGAGUUCCAGGCUGGUAUAUAAAAAUUCCAAGCCGGAUUUUAUAAUAAGUACUCAUCGUCCGUUGAUGGAAGAGGAAGGUAGAGAUCUGUUGGGAAAACGAACCAUGGACUUCAAAGUGAGCUACUUGGACGCCGGUUUAACCAACAGUUACUUUUCCGACAGUGAUAGUUUGACGGGUUCCGUGAUGACACCUACGCUUCCAACCCAAUCAACGCCGCAAAGGGUGAACAGAAGAUACAAAACUCAAUUGCGCGACUUUUUAUCGACGUGUCGGAGUAAAAGGACCAAACUCUCCACGCAAUCCUCAGUAUCACCCCCAGCUACUCCCACGAUGGCAUCGGUGGAUUAUCUCACGGCCGAUAGUAGUGCCGCUGCCGCAGUGGCUGCAGCUUACAGCAACCUGAACACGAUGUAUCCUACACCUUACGCCCCCACUGCCGUAGCUGCGAGCGCCGAUCCAUCCUUGACUACUUACAUCGGUCAUACGAGUAAUUACCAUCAAACGCUCUACCCAGCCACUGCGUUGGAUAACAGGUACCUUACAGCGGCUACGGAGAAUCUCUUUCAAUACAGGCCACUAGGAUCGUACUACCCAGAAUAUCACACGAGUACGCCGUACAAUGGGUUCAUCGACGUAUCCCUACCAACUUACGAGACUCAUCAAUUAACCAGCAAAACGGAGGAGAAACUGUAUUGUCAGCAACUCGGUACCGCCGAGUCACCGAAAUACAACUACGUCGAAGCAAGCAGACAUCCGAGUAGCGUGAGUGGUUCCCCUUACGCGGCCAGCCCAGUCGCCAGUGCGUCGACGAUGCACGUUACGACCGCAGACAUCAACGUCGCUCGCGCCGGUAGUAGGCACUCGCUCGAAGGCGGUGCCUCUUCGAGUAACUCGGCCGGAAGUUCACCGGUUACCGGAACGACCAACGGAGUCCUUACUCCCAAAAUGGAAGACGUUAAGCCGGAAGUCUACGGAAACGAGGCGCCACGGCAAACGGUUCUCAUGUGGGGAGCUCCACCUUCUCGUACGCCACCGAGGAACAAUGGUAGCUACAGCCCUCCGACUCCUCAUUCGACGCAUUCUUCUACACACUCGACAAACGUUCCGGUCACCAAUGCCGGUGAUCCUUUGAAGUCUCUCGCGGAAAUGAAUUCUAUGAACGGUGAUUGCAAGUGGCGACAAACGUCUCCGAGUGAUCAGCAUCAAGCGGUCACGGCUUCUAGUCCUCCGAGAAACAAACAGCAUCACCCUCAACAACAGCAGCAGCAGCAGCAACAACAACAACAGCAGCAGCAGCAGCAACAACAACAACAACAAUAUCCUGUUGCCACGACCCAAUAUCAAGCAGCUGCCGCAGCAGCAGCAGCGGCGGCGGCGGCUACAGCGAGCAGCAUAGGAUACGCGCACUCUCAUCCAGGCCAUGGCCACGGGGAAGCGGGCUCCGAGCACACCGCCGUCAGGUGCGGGAGCGGGGAGUGCGGUGGGAAUAGGCAUGGGCAUGGGCAUGGGCAUGGGCAUGGGCAUGGGCAUGGGCAUGGGCAUGUCCCUAGGCUCGGACAGCACCACCAACAACAGCAACGUAUUAUAUCAUCCUCCGCACCACCACCACCAUCACGUAGUGGGCUCAUCGACGGGGGCAACGGUGGCAUCAACUGUACCACAGAUUCCAAACCGGACGCCGGGAGUCCUUUGUUGUCCAUCUCUGAGGUGACCAACACCCUGCUCAACCAAUAG